Messenger RNA from Polypterus senegalus (gray bichir), 6258 nucleotides. It is a transcript of the gene bcor, whose product is annotated as BCL6 corepressor. The transcript is spliced from 15 exons. Gene Ontology annotation, cellular component: nucleus. Gene Ontology annotation, molecular function: transcription corepressor activity; protein binding. The record is from RefSeq and is a predicted model, not a curated record. The coding region runs from base 1 to 5607 and encodes 1868 amino acids. Gene Ontology annotation, biological process: negative regulation of transcription by RNA polymerase II. NCBI's taxonomy places the organism in Eukaryota, Metazoa, Chordata, Cladistia, Polypteriformes, Polypteridae.
AUGGCCCCAAGAAGAAAGGAGAACCCACAGACCACCGCCGGAACGUGGUCGGAUCCUUACCUGGUGCGGGAAACCAGAGACGGGUGUUCCAGGAGUACAGCGGGCUCCCAUGAGCGUGCUGCCACUGAAGGCGCUCGGGACGUUGUGGUGUUGAAGAAGGCCAUGCCGAGGCAGCUGCCUUGGACAGACAGGACCUGGGAGCUGGAGGCCUACCUUCAGUCCGCAGAGCAGCAAUUGUUGCAGGUGCUGCUUGCCCCCUGGGCAGAAUUGCUAGAGCUGGAGAGGACGGCGGUCGCAUCACUGGAGCCGCUGCGAGAGUGGACAGAACGACGCGUCGCUGGAUUCUUCGGCCAGAGAGGCAAGCCUAUCCACCAUGAGCUACGACUGGGAAUAAAUGCCUGGAUCACCUUCUCAUAUGAAGGCCCAAGAAAAAUCCCGACAACGGAUGGUGAAUCACAGAAAAAUAGACUGGAGUUAAGGGAAGAUGCUCACCUCAUUCCAAGCGUGGUUGAUGCUAAUGCAGUUCGCCGGAUGAAUACCCUGGCAGCACUUAGCAUGGAUAGGAGCAGUCUAAUGAGGGAAGGGCUGCGCAUCCAAAGUGGAAUGGUUUACCCAGGCAUUCAGCCACUUUCGACUGCAGAAGACAAAGGCAGAGAUGAGAGCAGUAUUCCAUUGGGUUACGUAGGUGAUCGCAUAUCAGAACUAUGCUAUAAACCACCUUCAGUGCCUCCAGAGUCCUCGCUGGACAAUACAAAACCUCCAAAUGGGUUUGGAGGACUAUACAAAAGCUCUCCACCAGGACUACAGAAACCAGUAAUAGUUCCCAAUGGUGGAGGUGAUGGACUAGUUUUAGACAGAAGAGUGGCUUCUGAAAAACCAUCUGAACUUGGCCUAAAUGGUACAACUGGUAGCUACCUUCGUCUCCCUUGGGUUAGUCCUUAUAUUGAGACUGGAGUGUACCCUUUCUUAGACUCUGCAAACAAAUAUGCACUUAAUAUGUACAAAGCAUCUUUCUUAUCACAGCAUUCCCACUAUUUGCCUCAGCCCUUGGCUUAUUCUCCUGUCUGUGCUGGCAGUGGAGGUGCGGCUGGGAGUGAACGCUUUCUAUACCUACCUCCCUACCCACCAGCACCUAUUCCGUCUUCAUUGGCUUCUCCUAUAAGGAUUCCUACUGCCACCACUGCACCUACUCUUUCUCCAUUAGUUCAUUGUCAAGAAAAAGGUCUGACAGGUAUUGGUCCAAGAAUGCACCAUGAACCUUCUGCAUUUGGGCAUCAUCAGCAACCGUUGCAUCAGCAGCCACACAGUGAAAGACAACAUAGUAGUAAGCAGAGUCGAACUCCUUCAAGUAAAGGAACUACAAGUAGCAGUAGCAGUCUGCCUGUGGACUCAAAUGUUUUACUGAUGCCAGCUCCAUGUGCAGCCCCACAUAUCCAUCAACCGUCUGUUCCACCUCCACCUCCAACACUUGGUGAUAGUGCUUCAGACUUUCAAAAGCCUCUUCCCAGGGGGCCAGCUGCUUCUUCUCCUUCAUUGUCUCUUCCUUUUCCCUACAUAAGCACCUUGGUUUCUGAGAAUCCUUCUCCUGCUCGACCUAGUCAUAAACCAAAAAAUCGAGACGCCUCAACAGCUGAACCUCGAAGUAAUGGACAAGAAAGAAAGUCCAAUAAAUCUCCAUCUGUAGGAGUAAUAGAAAAAAACCAGCAGGAACAGAAGACCCCUACCAAAGAUCCAGCAGACAAACCCUUGGAUUUGUCAGCCAAAAUAGUGGGAUAUGGAGGCACACCAAAUGGGUACUCAAUUAAGUCGGAGAGCAGUGCCAAAGUAGAGCAAUCACUAGCCACUCGCUAUGGACUGUCUCCUCGAGAACUUCUUGGGGACACCUUGUCUCCUUCAUCUGUUGUGAGUGGGGGAUCAAGCAGUGCACCAGACAAGCCUGAGAUGAUUAGCUCCUUACACUCCUCCUGGGUUGUGCCAGGUCCAAGUCCACCACUAUCUGAGGGUACCCACACCAAAAGUCCAGUAGUGCUUAAAAACAAAACACUAGAGCGUGUAAUGCCUCAGCAACGCAGUUCUUCCUGCCCCAGAAUUGGAGAAUCCAACUGUAGCCCAACUGUUAAUCCAGCUCCUAGUGUGGUAUCUGGGUUAGGCCGACCAGCUUCAGCCUCGCCUUCACCUAAUGCUGGUGCACCAGAAAAGGUUUGCUCAGUCAGCAACAAUUGUAACCAAGCACCCUCAGUUAAGCAAAACAAAACCUCAAAAAGGAGCGAGAGUCAAGAGUCUAGUCAUAGACCCACCAAACAACCACCACAACAACAUCUUGAAAAUGGACUUGCACCAAGCUCCCUUUUCUUACCACAGAGUGAGCCAUUUCUCCCUCCUGCAUUGGCAUAUGCCAAUAGAUUCUUACACUACCCUGUUCCAGAAACCUUACCACUGACUCAUUUAGGAAAAGGCCCAGUGUAUCCUCAUCCAAUUAUGUUAGGCAGCAGUAACCUCUUUCAAGCUCGCUUUCCUCCAAAGCAGGGCCUACCUUAUGGACUACCCAGCAGCAGGGAAUUUUUGACUUACCAGGACACUCAAGAAAUGGUUCAUCCUUUGAUGUCUCCCCAUUUGACACUUGAUGCCAAACCCAGUGAAAGAUUGGAGAGAAGAUCACGAUCACAAGACCGAUCUAGACAUAAUGAGGAACCUGCUCCAAAAAACCGACCUCCAGUAGAUACAUUUGAAUUAUUGCUCAGGCCUGAAAAUGAACCUCAUAUUGAUAAGGCACAUUCUCAAGAUGCUAAAAUGUCCCAAGAAAAAACAAAGUCUGUACCAUCCAGUCUUGGCCAAGAUGAUCGAGAGCGAGAAAGUCAAAUGGCUAAACAUAAAAGCCCUCAGGAAAAGAAAAUAGAGAUUCCCAAGCCAAGCAGCGCUGAGAGGAAAGAGUCAGAACUAGUGGGCUAUAAGAACAGUUCACUGAUGUUGCCUGGACCUGAGAAGCCAGGUGUUAUUUCUAGCCCCUCUAAAUAUCAGGAGCAGAGCUGCACCACUCCACUCCAGUGUAAAGAAACAUUUAUUCCCCAGCAACCAAACCAAGCACAGGAAUGUGUAGCACAGAAUGUCAUGAUCAAUGACUAUUCAGAAGACCAGACCUCCCAGUGUGCAAGGACAUCUGGUGAACGGGGAUCUGAAGACCGAAAACUGCGGCAACACCAGGAUAUUGACAAGGAAAGCCUAGAUGAUGGUGAUGGACAUGAUGAUGAUCCCAGUUUUUCUAGACCUAGGAAGUCAAAACUGGCAAAGAGAAUCGCCAACUCUGCAGGAUAUGUUGGUGACCGCUUCAAAUGUGUUACCACUGAACUUUAUGCAGACUCCAGCAAAUUGAGCCGAGAGCAGAGGGCAUUACAGCGUGCUAUGAUACGCUUCUCUGAACUUGAACUUAAGGAGAAAGAAGUCCUUGGCACAGCUGUACGAGAUUCUGUGGACAUCCAGCAGACUGAAGAGAGAUGGAGAGAGCAGAAAGUUAAAAUGCUGAAGUUGUCUAAGACCGAAGAUAAUGGGAUCCAGGACAAAAUUGGUGAAGAUGCAUUGUUAGUCUCUGGGGAUCAGGAAACUGUGGGUUUCGUAUGUCCUACAAGGGAGGCAAAUCUGCAGGAGCAGCUAGCAUGCACUCCAACCGAAAGGCAACAGAACCAGCUGAGGGAGGAUGUCAGUCUGUGUGUUCCACCAGCACUAGCCAGGAAGCGCAAACACAGCAAAGAAAGGCUCCAGCAGGAUGAAGAGAGCUCUUGUGACACUGCCCCAGAGGAGACAAGGGAGGGUGGGGAUGUUUUCAAGGGGAAAAAGAAGAGGAUUCUGGCGGAUAUCUGGCCUGAGAGGGAGCUUACCACGCAUUCCUCAGAUCACCUUUUAGAAGAGUCCCGUUGUAAUGAAGUGAAAAACCUGAAAGUGUGCAUUGAGCUAGCAGGGCUUCACCCCCACAAGCAGCGACACCUGCAAAAUCUCAGGGAUCUGCCCUCUGAAAGACUGGCUACUUCCCAAGCAAACACAACACCAUCACCUUCACCCACAUCUCACAGCAGGAAGCAUCAGGCCAAGCCUUGCCUAUCAGAUGUUACAGAGAAUGAGAGAGAGGUCAAAAGAGACCUGGUAGAGGAAAGACCCACCAGAAAAAGGCCAGAGGGCAAAGACAGUAGAAGCUGGUCAGAAGAGAAUCUCUGUAGAAGUAACAUUGAACAAGAUGUUUCUCCUCCUCCUCCUUCUUCAAUGCCAAUGCCAAUGCCAUUGAGGGCGGAGAAGAAAUCUGCCUAUCCUACAGCACAGUCCCAUGAUAAGCGACAAAGACUCAAAGAAGUGCGUAAAGAAGGAGAAACACCCCGCCUUCGUAAAUACAUUGAUUUGGAGAAGCCAAAAGGCAAACGACAAUGUAAAACCAAACACAUUUGCCUCAGGGAACACAGGAGAGCCUCCCUGACUGGUGACGAAAGCACAGAUGUGGAAAAUUCUGAGGACAAGAUCACACCAAAGAGAUCAUCCAGGAAGCGCUCGGCCUCUGUUUCGGACUCCCCACCGUCUAAGCCUUGCAGCCCUAAACCCAGUGAGAACCUGCCCGAGCCUCCCAGUCCCAUAACACCGGCCCCGUCAUUGCCGACCUUUCCGCCCGUCGGAAACCCCCCAGUGGAGACCCCCACCAGCCGUCCUAUGCCACCUGAAGCGCGGAGGCUGAUUGUAAAUAAAAAUGCAGGCGAGACGCUGCUGCAAAGGGCCGCCCGUCUGGGUUACGAGGAAGUUGUCUUGUACUGUUUGGAGAACAAGGUUUGUGAUGUAAAUCACCGAGACAAUGCUGGAUACUGUGCACUCCAUGAGGCUUGUGCCAGGGGCUGGCUGACAAUUGCACAGCACCUACUGGAGUACGGGGCUGAUGUGAACUGCAGCGCACAGGAUGGGACCAGACCUCUGCAUGAUGCUGUGGAAAAUGAUCAUUUAGACAUUGUUCGUCUACUGCUAUCCUACGGGGCUGAUCCCACACUUGCAACCUACUCUGGACGUAGUAUCUUAAAGAUGACUCACAGUGAGCUGAUGGAAAAGUUUCUUACAGAGUACUUUGCUGACUUGCAGGGCCGUUCUGACGAUGAUCCAGGUCUAUACUGGGAUUUCUAUGGCAGCUGUGUUUGUGAGCCAUCUGAUGAUGCUUCUGCUUUUGAUAUUUUGGCUGACCCACCAGGCCCCAGUGAUGAUGAAGACAACUUAAAAGAUGUCUUUGAAUUUGAGUUUUCAGAUCGGCCACUUUUGCCAUGCUACAACAUCCAGGUGUCCCUUUCACAAGGGCCCCGGAACUGGUUGCUGCUGUCGGAUGUUUUGAAGCGGCUUAAGAUGACUCCACGUGCAUUCCGCUCAAGUUUCUCACAUAUUGAAGUGGCAACAAUUUCUGAAGCAGAAUUCUACAAACAAGCUUCUCUCAGUCAGCUUUUCUCUUGUACGGAGGAUCUGGAGCCAUUUGUGCCUGACAGCAAAGAACUUUUAGAUUUGGUGGAAUUUUCAUCUGAGCUCAGUGGACUGCUUGGAUCAACACUGGAGUGUUUGGACAAUAAAUGGGAGUGUAUGCGGGUGAAACGGUCGUGACCUUCAAGAGACUUAUUGACAUGAACUCUUCAAAGAAAAUGGAGCUUUUAUUGUUAUAAAGAUUGCACAUAGUGUAUAUAAAUGUUACAUAUUGGAGAAAAAUGACUUAGAUAAAAUCCUGCUAUUUGGACAAUUGAGAUGAUAUUAGAAAUGACAUUUCAUUUUAUUUUUGGUGUUAUUUUUUUUAAUCUGUUUAUAGAUUUAUUUCUUUUCUACUGGGUAUUUCAUAAUCUUUUUUCCUUUAAAAAUCUACACUAUCUGGGGAGAGUUUUAUGAACUUUUAAAAUUUUAUUUAAAAAGGAAAAACACAAAAUAGGCACUAAUUUUCAAAGGUGGUGCCCACAAAGGUUGUGUGAUCUUAGUUCACUGUUCUGUGGUGUGUGCUUUACUGUGUUUGUUUACAGACUUACCUGCCUUUUAGGCAGCUUGAAAUCAGAAUAUUUUUAAUAUGAAUGGAGUUAUUUUCCAUACUAACCAGAUUACCCUCCCUUUUUUGUUUUGCUGUUUUAUUUUUGUUUGUCUCUCAAAACUCUGCCUUCAAAAUAAUUCUUUUAUACCUGUGUUUUAGAAUUUGUUUUUACUUUAACUCUUAUUUAAAGAUGAAAAUUUUAAAUAUUUUUUCAUGUGUUUUUUUUGUAAGAUAUUAAAAGU